AUGACGCAUAAAUCGUUGAUGAAAUUGCUGUCGCCACGAGCGUGUGUGAAGAUCGGGAAAUGGAAUAGAAGGACACUUUUAGAGGCCGGUAAGUGUGCUCAGAUGCUCAAAGAGAUGCAGAGAUAUGGUAUUAGUAUUCUGGGAGUGAGUGGAAUGAGAUGGAACACUUGUGGGAGGUUGAGGAUAGCUGGAGGAGAAACUGUGCUGUACUCAGGAAUGGAUGAAGGUGAAAAUCAUGAAAGAGGAGUUUGCUUCAUUCUGUCUAAAGAAGCUGCACAAUGCCUGCUGGAAAGGGAACCGGUACCUGAGAGGAUAAUCAGAGCCAGGUUCAACUCGAGGUGGCGACAGGUCACCAUCUUGCAAUGUUAUUCCCCAACAAAUGAGGCAAAAGAGGAGGCGAAGGACGAUAUUUACGGAUGGUUUUGGAGGAGGUGCCGUGUAGAGAUGGAAAGAUUGUCAGGGGAGAUAUGA
This is a messenger RNA of Stylophora pistillata, 471 nucleotides long. RefSeq names its product protein CFDP2-like. The record is from RefSeq and is a predicted model, not a curated record. Lineage: Eukaryota; Metazoa; Cnidaria; Anthozoa; Scleractinia; Pocilloporidae.